Molecule: messenger RNA, 3870 nt
Organism: Synchiropus splendidus (mandarinfish)
Lineage: Eukaryota; Metazoa; Chordata; Actinopteri; Syngnathiformes; Callionymidae
Gene: bmp16
Product: bone morphogenetic protein 16
Exons: 3
Coding region: 392-1738 (448 amino acids)
Biological process (GO): SMAD protein signal transduction; BMP signaling pathway
Cellular component (GO): extracellular region
Molecular function (GO): growth factor activity; cytokine activity
Source: RefSeq, a predicted model, not a curated record
GAAGGUUGAGCAACAAGCAGUCGUUGUUGCCAGAACAGGAGAGCCAGACUAUCUCCUUUGAACACUCAGGAGUGGAAGUGCAGUUGAGACAGAGGGAAGGAAGCCGGUGGAUGUUUUGGAGAGUUUGCUUAUCUGACACUGACAAGAGAAGCUGAAUGAGGAAACAGAGAGAAACAUGGAAAGAGCAUUAGCUCCGGUGCAUUUACAUAGGAAGCAUGGGGUAGAGAAUCACCGGCUGUCCUGAGCGAAACAGGACGCAGAGGUAGACUAACCGGUCAACUAUGUCUGUUCUGCCCAAAGAAGAAGGAGAGAGAGCCGAGGGAUCGUAACACUGGAGCUCAAGGAUAAACCAUGGACUCUGCAUACAUCCCACCACACCUGGACGUCCACCAUGUUCCCUGCUAACCUCCUGCUCCUCAUGGUCCUGCUGCUACCUCAAGCCUCGUCUGGUCGCCAGGGUGGAGACAACAAUGAGAUCGACCACGACGGCUCCCCCCUGGAGCCAAGCCUGGCACAGACCAUACAGAGUCUCCUCUUGAGUCGCCUCGGCCUGCAGUCCCAGCCGGACCCGAAGCCCGGCGUGCAUGUACCGGGGUACCUUUUGGAUCUGUAUCGUUUCCACCAGCAGCAGUACCACCUUCUGGAGGAUCCAUCCUUCAGCUUCCCGAGCCGACACAUCGAGCAGGCCAACACCGUACGCAGUUUUCACCACACUGAGCCCCUCGCGGCUGAGGAUCAAAAGGGGGUGCACAUCUCCUUCAAUAUCUCGUCCAUCCCGCAGGAAGAGAAGGUGCUCUCGGCUGAACUUAGACUCCGCCGCAGUGCCAGGGCCUCGCUGGGCUCGGGACCUCACAUAUUGAACCUUUACCUCUCUAGUGACCAGAAGAACCCUGAGCGCUCUCUGCUAGAGACGCGACUGCUGAGCAGCGACCUAAGCGGAGAGGAGGGACGUAGCCUUUGGGAAGCUUUCAGUAUAAGCGCAGAGCUCCUUCACAAAGCGCUGGAUGGAGCUGGUCACCUGGGCUUCCUGCUGGAGGUCAGUCCAGGGAACAGCUCGGCUUCGCUGAAUGACCAGAGCCGUAGCGCUGUUGAAGAGGGAGAUGGACACAAACAGGGACAUCUGAGGGUGUGUCGCUCCUUGGGCCAGAAUGAGCACAGCUGGGCCGAGGAGAGGCCCCUCUUGGUGACGUACACCCACGAUGGCCGUGGAGCGCCUUUGGUCACACACAGCCAGAGGAAGUCCAGCGGCGGGCAGAGAAUGCGAGGGAGAAAAAUGACAAAAGACAGAAGAAGCAGCCAAAACAGCAGUCGAAACCAAAAAUAUCAAGAUAUUCCCACUUUGGAAGGUGAUCAAGGAGCAGCCAGUUGGAGCGGAAGGGUCAAAAGGAACGGGGGUCGUGCGGCCAAGCUGAAGCGUCUUUCCAGAAACAGGUGUCGGCGCCAUCCACUCUAUGUAGAUUUUAACGAUGUAGGGUGGCACAAGUGGAUCAUCGCGCCCAGCGGCUACGACGCUUUCUUCUGCCUGGGAGAGUGUCGCUUUCCUCUGGCCGACCACAUGAACUCCUCCAGCCACGCCAUGGUCCAAACCCUGGUUAACUCUGUCAAUGGAGCGGUGCCGCGGGCAUGCUGCGUCCCCACCUCCUUGAGCCCAAUCGCCCUGCUCUACUUGGACCCUCAAGAUCGGGUGGUGUUGAAGAAUUACCAGGACAUGGUGGUGGAGGGCUGCGGCUGUCGAUAGCUGACGAAACCAUACUUUAGUAUGAUGGGUGAAAUAGUCGACGGUGAGACUGGUAACAGACUGGCAGGGCAAAUGUAGCAGAAGAGCAAUAAGAAAAGACAGUAACUCAUUGAUGAAACACUUAAGAAAAAGGGAGACAGUAAAAAAAAAAAACAACUGAACCUUACGAAUUCCUCAUACACUCGAAUGACAACUAGCCAGUAUUGCACCAUUUGCUUUCGAGCACCAGUGACAGGCUAGCAUCUGAACAUUAGCAUAUGGUUAGCACUGAAACGCCAUCACCUGUGUAUCAUUUGACCAUUUCAACAAGGGAAUAUUUUUCAAUAACACCUGCAUCAACAUUUGAGCAAAAGCGUUUCAGAGGAAAGUAUUCGACAUCCAUUCCAAAACAUUGUCAAAUAUCGGCAGUUGUCACAGUCUUCACUCAACUACAUAUUGAGAAUUAAAAGAAAAACAGAGUAAAUUAUUUUUCUACCCAUCUCUGUGAAGCCAAGAGCUAUAUUGCAAAAUAUUUUUUUUAUUUUAAUUGAAUCUGAAUUGGAUAGACAUGACCCGAAGAUAAAUAUAAAUGUGGUGAUUCCAGUAUUUAAUUGCUUGUAUUUGAGUAAUAAUAGUUGUUUUUUUUUAUCUUUCUGUUUGUUGUGAAAAACCAUUGCUCAUCAUUUGUGGCAUUUAUGCCCUUGUCUAAUGUUGAGUGAACAAAUGACACAUUCACAUUCACAUUCUGCCAUGUCAAAGAGUUGAGUCGUCCAGAAUCAGUUGAGAGACUUGACCUUAUGACCUGACAAUGAGCUGCAUCAGCAAUAUGACAAAGGCAUCAGCGAGGCAUUCAAGAAGUGUCUGAGAGAGCGGGUGCAACUGCUUUAACCAGUACUAUCACAGUGACGGUUCUCCACCCUCUCCUUGACCCUCACAAGCUAUUUAAAACAUUUAUGAUGCGUAACUAUUAUGUUAUUUUUGAAUGUACUAUCAGUGCUAUUAUUUAAAAGAGAACAAAACCUUUUGUACAUUUUCUUUUGCAGACGUGAAGGAAAUCCAGCCGUCUUGUGACUACGCAUCAUUUCAUUCACUCUCAAACCUAACUUAAAAGAGAUAUUUAAAUAGCAGUAACAUGGUGUAUUUAAUCUUCCGAUUAUUUAAGAUACCUGCACUACAAAAACACACAGCAAACUGAAACUCUGCCUCUGAGAUGAAGUUCAAAGCUUUACAUCCGUACCAAUGUGUUGUGUAUCAAAAGACAAGUCUGUGUUAUCUCAGCUGCCACGUUCAUUUCGGUGUACAACAAUAUGAGUGGUGUCACUGUUCGCAGCUCGACUAACAAUUCAAACUCUGUGUAUCGUAGCUACUGAAGUGUGUAACAACAGGUGUCUUUGCUAGUUGUUGUCUGCAUGUGUCAAGUAAAAUAAGAAGUCAAAAACUAGUGGAAAAACUGGGACUUCAGUGCCUUUCGAACCGGAGCAAGUGACAAGCUUAGUCAUUGUUUUUCAGUGUUGCAUUUUCUCUCUAAGUGGAAACAGUUAAGAAACAGCUUGUAAAAUGUUUGACAAUGUACCUCUAAUAAACAGAGCAAACGGCAAAACUGCUGCACCGGUUUCCUCUGGCAGUUUCAUUCACCGUCAGACACGAGUUUCCAUUUUCAGGGAGGGGAAAGAAGACAGCAGUCCCACGGGGCGCACAGAUACAAGCAGAUUUGUGUGUAUGACAACGAUGGAAGUGGUUCCAAUUUGACUAUUAAACACCAAUAUUUUUAAAAGAUUUAGAUAGUUGGAGAGGUUUUCUGAGGUCUCAGCCCCCAAGUCUCACACAUGCUGCAGAUAUUGAAGAACAGAAAAGGAAAUGCAUUUACGUUCUUAAUGGUAUUUUGGUUCCUGCAUUGUACUAAAUCAAAUAGAAAUACACCUAUUUUCCACCAUGCAUUUGAGGGGGUCAGCAGUCCAAUAAAGAGGCAGAGACACCUCCUUCCAGAAACAGCUAUUCCGCUAAUGCUAUGUGAAUGUAUGCAGUUUAUAAUGGAUGUGAUCCAAGGCCCGGUCCCAGUUGGACACAUGCAGAACACCUCACGCCUCCUGAACUGGCUUCUCUGGACGGACUGGUCCCCCAGUUCCACUCUGAGCCUCACUGUAUCUCAAACA